This is a messenger RNA of Gadus morhua (Atlantic cod), 2133 nucleotides long. RefSeq names its product ubiquitin-conjugating enzyme E2 D3. NCBI's taxonomy places the organism in Eukaryota, Metazoa, Chordata, Actinopteri, Gadiformes, Gadidae. The coding region runs from base 512 to 958 and encodes 148 amino acids. The transcript has 8 exons. The record is from RefSeq and is a predicted model, not a curated record.
CGCUGCCCUGUCAUCGUUAACGCGAACCAAUCACCUUUCAUCGCACCGUUUAUCUCAUGUCAUUUUCAGUCAGUGCCACACGGUGGACCGCCUUCAAAUACGUCUAGAGAGAAGCCACCAGCGGACAGUUUCGACACACACUCAUACACACCGGGGCUUGAACGCGCUUCGAUGUCUCCGUCCUCUCGCUCAUCAAACCGAGUUUUUCCUUCCCGCGCGCGAACAACGCCAACCGUCUCACACACGAGAGCCAGCGCGUCGGAUAACGUCCCUUCGGCGGCGAACCAAGUAGCGCACACCGCUGAGUUUUAUGAAUAACGGCAACUCCGUAGCGCACCUAGCUUAGCCGACUAGCCUGCUAGCGCCCCUUUAUGCUAGCGCCAGCAGAAGAAAGGCCAUCUGGGUUAGCCUGACGUCCAGUGUUUCAAAGGAUAGCGCAACGUCUUGGUACAUCGGGGUUCUCGUCACCUGAACCGAGAAGAGUUACAGAACAAGACAACAUCGAGCUAGGAUGGCAUUGAAAAGGAUCAACAAGGAGCUCAGCGACCUGGGUCGUGACCCCCCAGCCCAGUGUUCAGCCGGCCCCGUGGGAGACGACAUGUUCCACUGGCAAGCCACCAUCAUGGGACCGAACGAUAGCCCAUACCAGGGCGGGGUGUUCUUCCUCACCAUCCACUUCCCCACAGACUACCCCUUCAAACCCCCCAAGGUUGCGUUCACGACGCGCAUCUACCACCCGAACAUCAACAGCAAUGGCAGCAUCUGCCUGGACAUCCUGCGGUCGCAGUGGUCCCCCGCCCUCACCAUCUCCAAAGUGCUCCUCUCCAUCUGCUCCCUGCUCUGUGACCCCAACCCAGACGACCCCCUGGUCCCAGAGAUCGCCCGCAUCUACAAAACAGACAGUCAGAAGUAUAACAAACUAGCUCGGGAGUGGACAGAGAAGUAUGCCUUGCUCUAGGAUACAGCAGGAUAGCUAAAGAAUGGACACAGAAGUACGCCAUGUGAUGGGUGGUGAGGACCUGGCCCCCUCAGAUCCAACCCUCUCAUCCCCCCCCCCCCCCUUCUUCUUUUAUCGUCUUUCCUUUUUGUUAAUUACACCUUCUCCCACCUCCCCCCCCCCCCUGUGCGUUCUGAAGAAGAUGGUCUCCCCACCCCCCCCCAGUGUUAGUGAUGUCUCUGGUCCGCUCGCAGCCCGGGAGUACGAUGCCACCGUUGGGGAACUCUUGGUUUUGAGCAUGCACCAGCAAGAAGGGGCCUGGAUUGCCCGCGGUCACUCUCUCUCUCUGUCUCCCUCUCUCUUAUACAACUCCAAAAAAUGAUGUCAUUCGUUACUCUGAACACAUUCAUUGAAGACGCCAAUACCAGAACCCCCCCCCCCCCCCCCCCCCCCCAACUCUGGAGGACCGCCUGGGGUCCCCAUAAAGGCUUCACCACCGUUGGACCCGUCGCUCUCUCUCGCGCGCUCGCUCUCUCUCUCUAGCACCCCAUGCUGAAAAAAGUGAUUCCUUGUUCUUUUGCUGGCUUUUUCGUUAUGGCUGUGUUCCGCUAAAGAAUUCCCCCCCCCCUUUGACAAAAUAUUAGAGUUCUCCUGUUGAAUCAGGACGUCAAACGGCAGUUAUUGUGUGCGGGGCGGGAAUGCCUGCCCCCACAUCCCCUCCCUCCCCCCCUGUUCAGUAAACUCUUAAUUUGGCUGUAGUGCUAGACGACCCCAUAAUCAAAGCAAAUUUAAAGUGAAGAAAGAGAAAGCACCCCACGACAAAGGUUAAAACGUGUAAAAAGAAUCUGAGCACUAUGUAUCAAUGUUUAAAGGGUUUAAAAGAAACAUAUAAAAGCAUUUCAAUGUUGUAUCUUAUGCAUGUUAAUAAAGGUAGGCUAUAUGACGGGAGAUGUGUUGGUCACGACGUGGACUGUCAAGGCCAGGCGGUGGAGACGGGGACUCGAGGAGAGAACGCCUGUUUUGGUUCCGUCAUGUUUUAGAGCGGUCGCUGGAGAGCUCAUAGUUUUAUGCCUACUCAAACACUUGUCUUCACGUAGCCUUGAAGUAUUGGUGCGAGGCUAAUGGUUGAUAAUCAACUCGUGGCUCUUCCUUUUUAAGUUCCCCCUUCAAUAAAGUUGCUUAAAUCAUAUAAUCCA